UUUCUAUUAUUUGUCGGCCUGCUGUUGCUAAGAGAGGCCUACAAACACGCCUUAGAAGAAAUAAACUUCUUGUUUUUUUUUUCUGUUUUGGAUUACGAAACAAGUUUUGAAUUUCCGACCGCAGACAAGAUCGAAAUGCGACUAUGAAUCCCGCCGACUCUGUGGCAGGGAAGAUCCCGUUGGGUUUUCUCCUUGUUCCUCCGAAGGAAACUGGAGCUGGACAAUCCCCUCAAGUGGUUGAGGUACCAAUGCCACAACCAUUCCUUAGAUAUGGCCCCGUACCGCCGCAGAUACCGAUCAUUACCCAACCCGGAAUGGGUUCCGGGGCCUCGAUGGGCGGAAUCGAGGGAGACUGGAAGAGCAUACCUACCGGAAUACCGAACUGUCCGCGGGGAUUGGAGUACCUAACGGCCGUCGACCAGCUGCUGGUGAAGCAGAAAGUCGAGUUGAUAGAAGCCUUCACCGGACUGGAGGGCAACAACAGAUACUCCGUGAAGAAUGCACUCGGCCAGAAAGUGUUUCUCGCGGUGGAAAACACCAGCUGCUGCACCCGCAACUGUUGCGGAUCCGAUCGACCCUUCAGCAUGAAAGUCUACGAGGCCCAUAGCAAGGAAGAGGUGCUCCAAUUGCGAAGACCCACAGCCUGCUCCUGCUGCCUCUGCUGUUGCUGCCUGGACAGGAUCGAGAUCUCUGAUCCACAGGGCAAUGUGAUUGGCAGCAUUAAGGAGGAGUGCACAAUAUGUAAGCCAUCGUUCCGCAUCCUCGACCAAAACGGAGACCUUGUUCUGCGUAUCGAAGGACCCUUCUGGACUUGCUCAGUUUGCGGAAAUAUCGAGUUUCAAGUUGUGUCUCUAAAUGGCGAAAAUAUUGGAAAAAUCAGCAAGCAGUGGUCGGGAUUGGCGCGUGAAGUCUAUACGAAAGCGGAUAAUUUUGGGAUCAGUUUUCCCCUGGACUUGGAUGUGCGCCUUAAGGCGAUUUUACUAGGCGCCACAUUUCUCAUUGAUUUCAUGUUUUAUGAAAAUUCAACAGACGGUUGGCUAUCCUGUGCCCAAUGCUGUCUUAGAAGUCUAUGUAAAUGCGUUUGCGACGCCAUUUAAUAGUCAAUGCAGGGAUAUUCAUAGUUAGUAUAGUAUUUUUGUGUGAUGUUUUUCUAUUUAGAGACUGAACUGAAGUUAGAAACUCCUAAGGCUGUAUUUUGAAUGUUUUUUGUGAAUGAAACGCGAUUACGGAUGCAUUCCGUUUCAUGUAAAUGUAAGUUUUUAUUGUAUUCUUGUUAA
This is a messenger RNA of Drosophila kikkawai, 1277 nucleotides long. RefSeq names its product phospholipid scramblase 2-like. Gene Ontology annotation, molecular function: phospholipid scramblase activity. Gene Ontology annotation, biological process: plasma membrane phospholipid scrambling. Gene Ontology annotation, cellular component: plasma membrane. Lineage: Eukaryota; Metazoa; Arthropoda; Insecta; Diptera; Drosophilidae. The record is from RefSeq and is a predicted model, not a curated record.